Striga asiatica is the source of this 462-nucleotide messenger RNA. NCBI's taxonomy places the organism in Eukaryota, Viridiplantae, Streptophyta, Magnoliopsida, Lamiales, Orobanchaceae. The record is from the annotation of a GenBank genome assembly.
AUGCAAAAUGGAUCCCCUGGUCCAGUCACAAGGUGGCCACUGUGGAUACCGUUUCUCAUCAAGUUGAAUCUUGAUUUCUUUAGGCCAUCAAAGAAUGGAUUUGAGCCGUCGGAUGUCCCAUAUGGCUCGUUCGAAGCAUUGAAACAGUAUUGUGCCUCAAGGGUGUGCUGUUGCUUCUUAAAUUCUUGCAUAAAUUCUGUUGUGAUGGGUAUAGUGUCUGUUGCGUCCAGUGGGAUAAGAGUAACUGCGAAAGGGUCACUAAAGAAGUUGUACUCUGCAUUAGGAGCCGUAUUGUCACCUGUGUACACAUUACCAGUAGGGCAUGAUGAGAUAGAGUUAGAAGGACAAUUGACAUGCCUGGGUCCCACGCCACCACCCAUGAGACAUCAGGUAUUCCGUGUAAUUAAACAGUUCUUUCACGCAGCCUUCACUAUGAACACAUCUCCUUCUAUGGAUUCUUAG